Erythranthe guttata (spotted monkey flower) is the source of this 598-nucleotide messenger RNA. NCBI's taxonomy places the organism in Eukaryota, Viridiplantae, Streptophyta, Magnoliopsida, Lamiales, Phrymaceae. The record is from RefSeq and is a predicted model, not a curated record.
UGACAGUUCUUCACUACAACUCCAUUGCCUUGUGAACUGUCUGGUCUGCCUUUGAUAAGCAACGAGGCAAAUGAAUAUAUCCGAUCCAUCGACCGGAGAAGAAACUAUAAUACAAAGCAACAUGGACGAAAGGUCUCUUUCCCUGACCUUAUCGGAGGUGCUGCAUAUCCCAAACAGGAAACUUACACGACAAGCAAUUCGGAAAGCCAGGAUACGGGUACGACGAGUUCGAGCAGUACAACAUCAUCCUCAAUUACAAAGACAAACAGCUCCCAAGAAAUGCCACCUCGUUCACCGACUCCAUCUUUCCGCUCGAACAAUCAUAAUAAUAACAACAACCGAUCCGCAAAAACGGAGGCACAUCCAAAUGCUCUGAAGAACAUAAAGAACUACCCUCUCUUGCUCGCUUCUUUAACCGAAGCUGCGCACCACCUUGAAGAGAGUAACUCCGGUCUUUACCGCAGGUCGAUUUCCCACAUCGAUUUUCGAGAUCUUGAUUUGGAUAAGAUUUCGAAGCUUUUUGGCUUAGAAGAUAAUUGAGCAUCCAUAUAUAUAUAUAACUUUUUUUGUGAUAAAAUAGUUACGGAUAAAUAAAAUG